This is a messenger RNA of Betta splendens (Siamese fighting fish), 1050 nucleotides long. It is a transcript of the gene gpx4a, whose product is annotated as glutathione peroxidase 4a. Gene Ontology annotation, molecular function: glutathione peroxidase activity. The transcript has 7 exons. Gene Ontology annotation, biological process: response to oxidative stress. NCBI's taxonomy places the organism in Eukaryota, Metazoa, Chordata, Actinopteri, Anabantiformes, Osphronemidae. The record is from RefSeq and is a predicted model, not a curated record.
CCGCAGCCGUUUCGCGACAGCUGAGCCUGCUGCUACAAUGUGGUUAUUAUAUUAAUGUGACGUUCCUAUAAGAAAAAUGCGGCCUUUACGGGCGUGUGUGAUGUUUGGAGCCGUGGCCAGCAGUGGAGCGUUACUCUCCAUCAUACUGUACUUUGUGUUAACCAUACGGUCUGCUCCGACAGAGGAAUGGCAGAUGGCCACGUCUAUAUAUGACUUCUCAGCAAGAGAUAUUGAUGGCAACGAGGUUUCACUAGAUAAAUACAGGGGGAACGUUGUCAUCAUCACCAAUGUUGCUUCAAAAUGAAGUAAGACCCCAGUAAACUACUCUCAGCUUACCCAGAUGCACGCCAGGUACGCUGAGAGAGGUUUACGUGUCCUUGCCUUUCCUUCCAACGAGUUUGGGAAACAGGAACCUGGCAAUAAUACUCAGAUCAAGCAGUUUGCCCAUUCCUACAACGCCAGUUUUGACAUGUUCAGUAAGGUCGAAGUGAACGGGGCCAACGCUCACCCUCUGUGGAAGUGGCUGAAGGAGCAGCCAAAUGGGAAAGGCUUCCUGGGAAACAGUAUCAAGUGGAAUUUCACUAAGUUCUUGAUCAACAGAGAGGGACAGGUGGUGAAGAGAUAUGGACCCUUGGAUGAUCCAAGUGUGGUGGAGAAGGAUCUCCCAAAAUACCUGUAAUCCCAUGACAGAUGAAUAAUUUACUGAUUUUACACUAGCAAUUCAGCUUCUUUCUCUGUCUCCCUAAGCAUCAGUUGGUAUAGUUUGAAUCCAUCCCAGACUAGUGACGGUUGCUUCAUAAAUCUGCAUGGCAGACAGAGCAGACCUGAUGAAUAUGACGUGCAAACCACUUGGGAGGACUAUCAAACUUAUAUUCAGCUGAUUCUCUGGGACCGUUAAAUUCAAGUACAGUUUAUAAUGUUAAUAAUGAUAUGUGUAGCAAUACAUCUAUAUAAAUAUACAGUAUAUAUACUUAGUAAUAUGUACUAAGAUAUUGUUCUACUGAUACCGUCCUGUCAAUAAAGCAUAAGUUUCUUGUAAUGUAAAUACAA